AUGUCAUGGAAUGAUGAUAUGGCAUACGCUAUGACUCUCUACAAAUUCUUAACUUUACCAUUAGGCGUUUGGCCUUUGCAAAAAUAUAAUACAUUUUCUUUAAUCCGUUCUAUCGUGUGCGGCUUCAGCUUGAGCGUGAUGUUAAUCACAAUGUUGCUCGAAAUCAAUUUCGGUAACGGUGACGCAUAUGUAAAAAUUGAUACUCUUAUGGUGAUGUCCUGCAUCAUUCUUGCUACAUUGAAACUGUUAUCCUUCCGAUUAUAUGCCGACAAUCUGAUUUGUAAUUAUUCUUCUGCUGUGGAUGAUUAUUCCACAAUCGACACCGAAGAGAAGCGUACGAUCAUGCGGCGGCACGCAUUCAUGGGAAGAAUAAUUUGCUAUAGUACUUUAUUUUUCGCUUAUUUGGCUUCAUCAAUCUUUAUGCUGAUGCCUAUGAUAGCAGGCAAUAAGGAUAUUCAAGUUGAUGAUGCCAGCAAAACUCAAGCAUCGGAGUUACCCAUGCCCUUAACAUUUUUAGGGGACUUGCAUAUUCCUUCCAGUUUAUAUUUCGUCAUCUCUACAUUACAAUACAUUAUAUUGAUGCUCACUUCCACCAGUAAUUGCGGCAAUGAUUCACUUUUCCUCGGAAUUACUCUUCAUAUUUGUGGUCAAUUGGAACUUCUAAAAAUCGAAUUUAUUAAUUGCGACAUGAAAAACAAAAACAUAAAUGAAGAUUUUUCAAUAAUGACAUUAAGACAUUGUUAUCUAAUAAAACAUGCAGAACUUUUGGUCGAUGUAAUAAGUUUCGUUCUGCUCGUUCAAGUCAUGAGUAGCUGUCUUAUUUUCAGUUUGAUCGGUUUUCAAUUUAUCUUGGCAUUGAAAUCACAUGACAUACUGAUGUUAACUAAAACUACCACAGUGAUGAGUGCUCUGCUGUUACAAAUGUUCUUUUAUAGUUUCGUGGGCGAUUAUUUGAAAUGUCAAAUGGAAGAAAUCGCGGACUCGAUCUACAAUUCCAAUUGGUACUAUUUGCCAACAAGGUUGAUGAGGAAUGUUUUGUUUGUCAUCGUACGAUCACAGCAGCCAAUUCAAUUUUUAGCUGGCAGAUUUUUUGUUGUAAAUAUUAAGACUUAUAUGGUCAUAUUAAAAAGUUCACUCUCGUAUUUGUCUGUCCUACGAGUAAUGGUGGAGAGUAGUACAUAA
This is a messenger RNA of Atta colombica, 1182 nucleotides long. RefSeq names its product odorant receptor 42b-like. Gene Ontology annotation, cellular component: plasma membrane. Gene Ontology annotation, biological process: detection of chemical stimulus involved in sensory perception of smell; sensory perception of smell. NCBI's taxonomy places the organism in Eukaryota, Metazoa, Arthropoda, Insecta, Hymenoptera, Formicidae. The record is from RefSeq and is a predicted model, not a curated record. The transcript has 4 exons. Bases 1 to 1182 code for a protein of 393 amino acids. Gene Ontology annotation, molecular function: odorant binding; olfactory receptor activity.